AUGGCCUCCUUCGCAACUGGGAUUUUACUCCUCACACUCCUGCACUUAUCUUCCCUCUUCAACCACCUCGAAGCAAAGCACGGCAGCCCAACCGGCCGCCACCGCCACCAUAACCACGUCUCCACCUUUUCCAACCCCAGACUCCACCAAGCCUACCUGGCUCUCCAAGCAUGGAAGAAAGUCAUCUACUCCGACCCCAACAACUUCACCGCCAACUGGUUCGGCCCUUCCGUCUGCCACUACACCGGCGUCUACUGCGCUCCGGCUCCCGACGAUCAUAAACUCCAAACCGUGGCCGGCAUUGACCUGAACUUCGCCAACAUAGCGGGGUCUCUCCCCGACGAACUAGGCCUCCUGUCCGACCUCUCUCUUCUUCAUCUCAACAGCAACCGCUUCUGCGGAAUCAUCCCAUUGACUCUCUCUAAUCUCACUCUCCUCUUUGAGCUUGAUCUCAGCAACAACAGAUUUGUAGGACCUUUCCCUUCUGUGGUGCUCUCCCUCCCCACCCUGCGGUUCCUUGAUCUUCGGUACAACGAGUUCGAGGGAGCGAUACCUCCCGAGCUUUUUAACAAAAAUCUUGACGCGAUAUUCGUCAACAACAACUGGUUUACCUCUGUGAACAUCCCAGCGAGUUUGAAUGGCGGGACGGCUUCGGUUGUUGUGUUCGCGAACAACAAGUUUGGGGGGUGUUUGCCGCCGAGCAUCGCCAAGUUUGCGCAUACUUUGGAAGAACUUUUGCUGAUAAACACGAGUUUGACAGGGUGUUUGCCGCCGGAAGUGGGGUUUUUGUACAAGCUGAAGGUGUUGGAUGUGAGCUUCAACAAGCUGGUAGGUCCUAUACCGUAUAGCCUGGCAGGGUUAGCUCAGUUGGAGCAAUUGAACAUAGCCCAUAAUAUGAUGAGUGGGGUUGUGCCGGAGGGGAUUUGUGUUUUGCCGGAUUUGGGGAACUUCACAUUCUCUUACAACUUUUUCUGUGAGGAGGAGGGGGUGUGUGGAAACUUGACAUCUAAAGGUACUGUGUUCGACGAUCGCCGGAACUGCUUGCCGGAGAAGCCGCUUCAGCGGAGCAAGGAGGAUUGCGAAGCGGCGCUUGAGCACCCUGUGGAAUGCUUUGAGUAUCACUGUGGUGGUGGUGGUGGUGGUGGGAGUGCAAUGCCUGUUGCAGCACCCCUAAUUUCACCUUCUGGCCAUUAG
Molecule: messenger RNA, 1194 nt
Organism: Malania oleifera
Lineage: Eukaryota; Viridiplantae; Streptophyta; Magnoliopsida; Santalales; Ximeniaceae
Product: leucine-rich repeat extensin-like protein 4
Exons: 1
Coding region: 1-1194 (397 amino acids)
Molecular function (GO): protein binding
Source: RefSeq, a predicted model, not a curated record